GAGAGCCUCUGUUCCACUGACACUCCUUCUGACCUUUGAUACAGGGCACAGGCUUCUGCAUGAGCAAGCUCCACGCUGAGGCAAUAGAAAUAAACAGAAGAGCUGUGCUUUAAAAGUCAAAGGUAGUACAAUGUUAUCCUUUAUCACGUCGCUUAUUCCAACCUCCUACUUAUUACCAGGGUGGUUGACUCUCGAUAUAAAUCCACUGGAUAGUUUACUUCAAGGACUUGUUGGUGCAUGUGGGAUCUCUGUGCUGUGCUCCACAAUAAGACUGCACUUAUUUCUCGAAGAAGAGAGUUGUAAUGAUAAAAAUGAUAAAGCCACAUCAAGCCAGAAGACACCCAGUCAUCAAAGGAGCACUAACAGUGGACUUUUCGGGAUGCUGCAGUUUUUCUUUGUUACUGGGAUGCUGGCUGUAGUGGGCUCUCGUGUGGCCUCCUUGGUGGUACUCGAGUUUAGUCUUCGUGCUGUUUCUGGAUUGGUUACAGCAGGACCAGAGUCCAGGAAAUUUGUAAACCAGCUGUUGGUUCAAAGCCAGUUCCCUCUAGGCUGUGCCCUAACCUGCAGUUUGCACUUUCUCCAUGAGGGGGCGUCCCAACGCUGGCUAUGCCUGCUCCUGGCAGUUGCACAUAGCUGGUUCCUGUCUAGACAAGCCAUUCGGCUGCUGCACCAUGUCGUGGCUCUGUAUAAACUCCACAGCUCACAGCGCUACUGCGGCAUUUGCAUCAGCCUCCUCACAUCAGGCCGCCGUGUGCUACCCAUGCUGUGCAGGGCUAUGAUCAUUACUUUCUCUGUGGCUGUGGUGGCCUCCAUUUCAAUCAUCAAUCAACACUUCCUCUCUGCAACAGAGGCCCUCAGGUUUUGGACACCACUGACUAUCUGCUACACACUGUUGGUUGUGUACAUGCAGGAGGAGCAGCACCGUCUGCCUGGUAGCCAGGCUGUCUUAAACACAGUGGUGGUGCGUCUCGGUGGUUUGAUGAUCCUGAUGUUGACUGUUGGACGUUGGGCUGACGUGCUCCACAUCCUAAUGUGUUUCCUGGGUGAGGCCUGCUGUCUAAUCCCCACUAAGGAUCUGCUGGAUGCUGCAUCCUCACAGGAUGAAGAGGAUUAUACAGACUACGUACAAAGAGAACAUCAACAAAGACCACAGGCACAAAAGAAGUAGCAUCAAAGAUAGACAAUAAGAUUUUAAAAUGUAUUGGCACUUCUUUUUAAUGAUACUAAUUUGUGUAAGUCCUGUUAGGGCUAAAUCAACAAUGGAUGCUUUAUAACAUGAACACAGUUAUAUUGCCCAUAUUUGUUAGGUUUCUUUUUACAUUGUUUUGGUAAUAUACUAUGUAUUUAAUGUUUUGACUGUAGCAGUACUUUGCUUUUUCCAAUAACAAUAAACAAUGUUUAUUGUUAACUGUAUAUGCACAAAAUACACAUUGCAAGUUCAAACUUCUGUUCCAAUAAAUAUGAUUGUUGUUCUAUUUAGAAUAUGUUUUUAUAUUUAAAAGACUAAGCAGCAUAUUAUGCUGAUAUGGAAAUUCAAUCGAAAAAAGUUUAUCCAAAAACCAUAUCCUAUAUAUGUGGAAUAGUAAAAUGAUCCACAGUAUAAUAUUUUUGUCUGUUAUUCUU
This is a messenger RNA of Etheostoma cragini (Arkansas darter), 1623 nucleotides long. It is a transcript of the gene tmem82, whose product is annotated as transmembrane protein 82. The transcript has 6 exons. Lineage: Eukaryota; Metazoa; Chordata; Actinopteri; Perciformes; Percidae. The coding region runs from base 131 to 1168 and encodes 345 amino acids. The record is from RefSeq and is a predicted model, not a curated record.